AUGAAUUCACCAGUAACCGACAACGACCGCAUUGCUGCUGCAAGACAUGAAGCCGAGAUUCUGAAAGAGAAGCUUAAACGAAAGCAAGACGCCUUAAACGAUGGCCAUUUAUCGGAUAUUGCUCGUCAACAGCUUGACCCAUUACCAAGGAUCGUUUUACGUGUACGUCGAGUACUCAAAGGACAUCUAGCCAAGGUGUAUGCACUUCAUUGGGCCAAGGAUAUUCCACAACUUGUCACGGCAUCACAGGAUGGCAAAUUGCUUGUUUGGGAAGCUUACACCACACACAAGGUCUGUGCUAUUCCGUUGCAGUCUUCUUGGGUCAUGACAUGUGCCCACUCACCCUCUGCCAGUCUUAUCGCAUCCGGGGGUCUUGAUAACAUUGUGAGCAUACAUAACAUCAACGCCAAGGAAGGUCCAACACGCCCUGCACGUAUCUUGGUGGGUCAUUCAGGAUUUCUCAGCAGCUGUCGUUUCCUUGAUGAGCAUCGAAUAAUCUCGGGGAGUGGCGAUGCCUCUUGCGUUUUAUGGAAUGUCGAAGUGGGUGCAAAGAUGGAUCAAUUUAUCGAUCAUACUGGCGAUGUGAUGUGCAUUGCGGUGUCACCAACCGAUCCCAAUAUCUUUGCUUCAGGUGGUUGUGACAAUACCGUCAAGGUGUGGGACAUACGAGAAGCCAAUCGAAAGUGCGUGCAUACAUUUACGGGCCAUGAAUCCGAUAUCAAUGCAAUUGAUUUCUUCCCCGAUGGACAAGCUAUCUCGUCAGGCUCUGAUGAUUCAACAUGCCGACUCUUUGAUUUGCGAGCAGCUGAAAGCGAAUUGAAUGUAUACUCUGAAGACAGCAUUUUAUGUGGUGUGAGUUCGGUCAGCUUUUCCAAAUCAGGCCGUGUGCUUUUCGCUGGAUACGAUGAUCAUAAUUGCCAAGUAUGGGAUGCACUACGUGGAGAAAGGAUUGGUACUUUGAAUGCACACGACAAUCGAGUAUCUUGUCUUGGUGUGUCUUCGGAUGGCAUGUCAUUGUGUACCGGUAGCUGGGAUCAUUCUUUGAAGAUCUGGGGUUAUUAG
Molecule: messenger RNA, 1062 nt
Organism: Lichtheimia ornata
Lineage: Eukaryota; Fungi; Mucoromycota; Mucoromycetes; Mucorales; Lichtheimiaceae
Exons: 4
Coding region: 1-1062 (353 amino acids)
Biological process (GO): G protein-coupled receptor signaling pathway
Cellular component (GO): heterotrimeric G-protein complex; cytoplasm
Molecular function (GO): signaling receptor complex adaptor activity; protein binding
Source: RefSeq, a predicted model, not a curated record